CCUGAAACCACCACAGUUUUGGUCGCUACUAACCACGAAUUCGGUAGUGAGCUGCAUCAUGCUGGAGUUUGUCAUAUGGCUCUUGUACGACUGCGCGGCUGUUUCAAGCUGCUAUGAUAAGCGCGAUCCCCCGGAUCGUUCAUAUUACCGGCUAAUUCCAGGGUCCAACCCAGAAAAACAACCCAUACUUAGAGGAUGCGAUAGAGCUGCAUCCCGUGGUGGAUAAGGCAAUCAGAGAGAUGAAACACCACAUCUGGUUCGAGAAUACAGCCAUGGAGGCCAUUGCCAAUCUCGUCAAAUCCGAUCUGCUCAAUAUUAAGGCAGAGAAACGCCAGGGAACGGAUGACACCUAUAAGACAUUAAAGACGAUACUGGCCAGAGCACAAAAGGACACUUCCGCCUUCAGCAAAGAAGUCGAUCCGACGGUGCUGGUGCCCCCGAUUUUCAGCUCGCAAACCUCGCCUCAAGCAACUCACGAGCAACAUUAAACUUUGACACUAGAGCGGAAUUAUAUUAUGGCUCAGCGUCUAAUGUG
Messenger RNA from Xylaria bambusicola, 535 nucleotides. RefSeq lists its product as uncharacterized. The record is from RefSeq and is a predicted model, not a curated record. NCBI's taxonomy places the organism in Eukaryota, Fungi, Ascomycota, Sordariomycetes, Xylariales, Xylariaceae. The transcript has a single exon. The coding region runs from base 240 to 488 and encodes 82 amino acids.